AUGGAAAAACUUCGUCUAAAUCCUAUUUUGGUAUCUUUUAUCUUUUUAUUCUUUUGUUUAACAACUAUUGAUUCAUAUCCAUGCCCGUCUGAAUGUAUUUGUCAACCGACUGACAUGACUGACGAUGAUUUUACACGAAUGAGCUAUAAUAUUGAUUGUACAAAUGUAACAUUCAAAGGUAAUCAAGUUAUUUAUAAUGCUCUUUCAUGGUCAAUAAUUGAAGAUAAAACUACUGAUGAUGAUGAUGAUGAUGAUGGCAUAAACAAUGAUUAUGCUAUAUCAAUUGAUCUAUCUGAUUCAUCAUUAUUAAAACAAUUUAAUAAUCAAGCAAUACAGUUAACUGGAUUUUCUUUUUCACUCAAAAGUCUUUCAUUAACGAGUCAAUCAAAAAAUCUUAAGAUUGAAUCUAAUGCAUUCAAUUCAUCUUUAUACCAAGAUUUAAAAAUACUCAAUUUAUCGUCAUGCUGUCAACAAUUACCAUUUGAAUGUCCACAACUUUUUCGUCCACUUAACAAACUGCAAGUACUUGAUUUAAGCGGGUCAGAUAUGUAUAAGAGUUGUCUUAAUACACCAGAUACGAUCUCAUCAAAAUUAAGCGACCUUAUCUUACGUAAUAAUUUGUAUGAUACAAAUACAUUUUCACACUCAAGCCGAUUGUUCGAUGGUGUACAUACAAUAACCGGCAAACUUGAUUUACAAUAUUCACGUUUUAAUAUGAGUCGAUUAUUAGAAGGAAAUUGUCUAUUUGAUAUAUUUAAUUCUAUAACAACGUUAGAUUUAUCAUUUUUACAAUUUAAUUCAUUAUCAACUAAAACAGAAGAUUAUUUAGUUCAUUUACUCAAGUGUAAAUCUCAACCUAAAAAUAUUCGUCAUGGAGAACAACUAAUUAAUUUAUAUUUACGUCAAAUAAAUCUUGAAUAUUUACCCGAAUGGUUUACUAAUGAUCGUUUUCCACUAUUGAAUCAACUUGAUUUAUCAUAUAAUAAUAUUUAUACAGUCGAUUUUCGAAACUUUAAAGUGUUAAAAUCAGUAUCAUUAGCCAACAAUCCAAUUGAAAUCGAAAAAAUACUUUUUCGUUCAAAUUACAUCUAUGAAUCAAUUAAUUUACGCUCUACAAUUCAAAAUCGAACAUACGAUUUACAAGCUCGACUAGAAUACUUAUUUAAAUUGACAACAGAUGUUGACUUUAGUGAAAACUAUGGAGUUAUACCAAGUAAUAUAACAAAAUUUCCUAUUGACAUUGAUUUUUCGAAGGAAUUAUCAUUGAAUAUAUCUCAAACAAAUAUUUAUUCAUUUAACAUUCAAGAUAUAUCAAAAUUUGAUGAUUUAAAUCGUUUAAAUAUAAGUUUAAAUAAUUUAACUGAACUUAAUUUAGAAAAACAAUCAAAAUUAUCUUAUUUAGAUUGUUCAAAUCAAUAUUUAAAAACUUUAAUAUUAAAUAAGGAUUAUUCAAAUUUAAUUGAUUUAAAAUGUUCGAAUAAUUCAUUGAAAGCAAUUGAAAAUUUUUCUUUUUUAAAUCAUAAAAAAUUAAAAUCUAUUGAUUUAUCAUUUAAUUUGAUAGAAUCAUUAGAGAAUCUUCUUUCGAAUUUAAAUAGUCAAUAUUUACAUACAAUUAAUUUAAAAUCAAAUUCAAUCAAACAAAUAUCAUCAAAUAUAUUUCACAGCAAACUAGUAAGUCUUUCAAUGCUUGAUUUAUCAUCGAAUAAAAUUAAUAUUAUAAAAAAAUAUUCAUUUCAAUCACCGAAUUUACAAAUUCUUGACUUAUCAAAUAAUCCAUUGAAAUUUGUUGACUCAAAAUUUUUAGUUACACCAUCAUUACAUUUAUUUUAUAUUAUUAAUAAUGCACAACAAUUAAUUGAUCGUUGUGCACAAUCAUCCCCAAAUGAUAAUCUAUUGUUAACGUAUAUAACAUGGUUUGAACAAAAUGGUACUUAUAUGAAAAAUACACAACCAGAAAGAAGUAAACAAAUACAACUUGAUAAAUGUUUACGUCGUUAUACAUCAAGAAGUAAAGUUAAAUGGGUUAAAGUUAAUGAAAAUUAUGAUUUAAAACAUUUAUCUUUAUAUAUAACAAUGGCUGCAAUUACAAUUGGAAUUAUGCUUGGUAUUAUUUAUUUAUAUAAAAAUACGAAAAUCAACGUUUUAACAAAUUUUCAACGUUAUAGACCAUUAGAUGGACAUAGUUUAGUAGAAAAUACAGACGAUAUUAGUCAUCACGAACAUGAAGAUGAUGAAAUUAUUAUGAAUCUUACUGAAGUACCAUUUAACAUAAAUAAUCGAUGCUGA
Messenger RNA from Rotaria socialis, 2286 nucleotides. The record is from the annotation of a GenBank genome assembly. NCBI's taxonomy places the organism in Eukaryota, Metazoa, Rotifera, Eurotatoria, Philodinida, Philodinidae.